CUCAACACAACCUCCACCCGUCGAGCUGGCAACCUCCCGAUGCUCAUACCACCAAGCCCGACUAGACAAUUAUCUUUACGUUUAGACUUCAAGCCCACGGCUAGGUAAUUGUCUAAAACAUUUAAUACAACAAUACCAAAUUAAAAUAUAUUCGCAUGUUUCCCAAGUUCCUCCUCCCAACGGCCGUCUUCCGCCCUAGACCGUCAAAUGCGGGGGAGCGGCCAUCCGUCUCUUCUAGUACCACGAGCGCCUCGCUAGAUGAGGAGGACCCAACAGACAAAUAUCUGAGUGGCCAUGUAUCUUGCAUCCGCUGCUCUCGCUGUGCUGCGGAUCUUUGCUUGACGUCCCAGAUAAUCAGCAAAGGCUUCACCGGUCGCCAUGGCAGGGCGUACCUUGUUUCAGCAGAUCCCGUUGCCUCGGCCGUCUCUGUCCAUGUGUCCUCCUCACCCACGGAGUCGCUUCCAAACACGUUCAUUCAAAAACCCGUCCCUCGUCAGUUAGUCACCGGGGCACACACGGUCAGCGAUAUCACCUGCGCUUUCUGCGGGAGUGUCCUCGGUUGGAAAUACGUUGCUGCCGAAGAGAAGUCCCAACGGUACAAAGUUGGAAAGUUUAUAUUGGAGACGAGGAGGAUCACAACGUCUUCGUCUUGGGAAUCGCCCUCUUACUCGGACUCGUCUGCCAUUUCCCCCACCCCGGGCCCCCAGGAGACAAAGCUGGAGACACCAGAUGAGGGCGUCGAGUUUGAUAGCCAGGACGAGGAUGAAUGCGAGGACCUGUUUGCUGGGAUAUGGAACCCUGGUCUGGCAAUACGCCGGAGAAGUCGGAAGUUGGAUUGCCAACCCUCAAUGUUUGGAUUGUCCUCUUGAGAAUGCCAGUAUGGUGCAGGCUGAUUUUAGUAUCGAGAUAAUCUUUGGAUAGACGAGUUUUGUUUGGUUUUGGGGUUUUGGUACAGCUUGUCAUCUCAGAUUCAAUAGCCCUACGUUUGCCUACAUGGCAGUAGUAAUAGUAAUGCCAAUUAGUCAAAUACAGAUACCCC
This is a messenger RNA of Aspergillus campestris IBT 28561, 1039 nucleotides long. RefSeq names its product yippee/mis18 family protein. The coding region runs from base 156 to 869 and encodes 237 amino acids. The record is from RefSeq and is a predicted model, not a curated record. NCBI's taxonomy places the organism in Eukaryota, Fungi, Ascomycota, Eurotiomycetes, Eurotiales, Aspergillaceae. The transcript has a single exon.